Molecule: messenger RNA, 1410 nt
Organism: Microthlaspi erraticum
Lineage: Eukaryota; Viridiplantae; Streptophyta; Magnoliopsida; Brassicales; Brassicaceae
Source: the annotation of a GenBank genome assembly
AUGGCUGAAACGCCGACAUUGGUUUCGUUUAAGGAUCUUCCUUCUCAUUUGAUCUUGGAGGUGUUGAUCUCCGGCGGACUUAGCCCGAUUGAUUUAGUUAAUAUCGAAUUGACCUCAAAGGUCUUCGGAUGGGGCUCGCACUCUUCGGAUUUCAAAUCUCUGGCUGAUAACGCAGCGUCUCGGUUUUGCGCUACGCACCCCAUCUUCGCGAGUUUGUCUUUGCCUAAUCAGAAAGCACUCGUCGCGAGAUGCGAGGGAAGCUGGAAACGAGUCUGGAGCUUUUUGAAGUCGAUUGUGGAAUCGUCGGAUUUGGUGGAGACCUCAAAAGGCAAGAUGAAAGUAACAGCGGGUGAGAAUCUCACGAUGGUAAUCAAAGACUCAAAGGUGUACUCUUGUGGUAAAAGUGAUUUUGGGGAUCUUGCUCAGGGGAGGGAAACUUUAAAAUGUGCAAGAUUGACGCCAAUGGUGUUCCCGUUCUCUGCGAAAGUGGUUCAAGUUUCAGCCUGCGGCUAUUUCAUAGAUUGCAAUGUUUUUGAUCACUUGCAAGUAUUGGCGCAGGUUUUCAGAUGUGACUUUGAUGAAUGCGUCCCAGUGUAUAGUCCCAGGCUCGUUGAGGCUUUGAAGACUACUCCUUGUAAGCAGGUGGCUGUUGGAUACUACUCUAUUGCGUGUCUCUCAAGGGAAGGGCAUGUGUAUACUUUCGGAGGGAACACAUAUGGGCAGCUUGGUCAUGGUGAUACCAUGAAGAGACAAGUACCCACAGUUGUUGAACUGCUCAAGAACGUUGGGCCGGUUGUACAAAUUUCGGCUGGACCAUACUAUGUCUUGGCUGUAACCGAGGAUGGAUCGGUUUACUCUUUUGGAGAGGGUUCUGCUCUCUGUCUUGGCCAUGGAGAUUUACAAGAUAAACUCGAGCCUCAUGCUAUUCAGGCUUUUAAAAGCAAAGGUGUUCAUAUACUCCGUGUAUGUGCUGGUUAUGGACAUGCCGCCGCUAUUGACUCUAAUGGUUAUGUCUACACAUGGGGUUCACGUAUGAUAGGCGCUCUAGGACAUGGUGACCAGAAUGAGAAGCCCAUUCCUGAGAUUUUGUUCAGUCUUGAGAACCAUUUAGCAGUGCAGGUAUGUGCAAUAUUAAGGAGAACUUUUGUCGUCGUCCAAGGCGGUUCAGUGUAUGGGUUCGGCAACUCUGAAUCUGGCAGCCUCGGUCUCAAUGGUAAAGUAAAGCAGCCACGAGUCCUGGAUUGUCUCAGACCGCACCGUGUCUUGCAAGUUAGCAAUGGUGUGGCUCACACUAUGGUGAUCACUCAAGAAGGACGAUUGUUGGGGUUUGGAGAUAACAGUGAUUCUCAACUCGGCCAUCACUCUCUUCAAACAUGCCUAGAACCUACUGAGAUCGUUCUCGAACCUUGA